ACAUGUAGUAAUACACACAAAUACAUCAUGCGUCUAAGAUUCACAUAGUCAACUCUCCUAACCAUGAAAUCAAUUUAUAUCCAUUAUUACGCCCAUUUUAUCGGGCAAGAAUCUCUCUUUCCAUGUAUAAAUAUACACACACACACACACACACAUAUAUAGUUGCACUCUAUAUCAUCGCCAUAAAUCUCACGUAUCCAUCCUUCUCCCUUUAUACACAAACGAGCAUCAUCAUGAAUGAAGAACACAAUAACACAUUUCCAACACCAAAAGCUUCAUUAUUGUUAAUCGAGGAUGAUCUAUGCAAGAGAGAAUCAAUGAUCUCAAGAAACUCAUCGGUGGGAGGCUCUUCUAGAUUGUUCUAUUACUAUCAUCAUCGGAGCCUCGACAAAGGGGUUCCUUUUAAGUGGGAGAUGCAGCCGGGAACGCCGAUCAAUCCUCCACCGGAAGACACCGUUCCUCCGAUUACUCCUCCUCCGGCGUUUCUCAGCCUUGGUUUCCCAAAACCCUCAAUCACAGUCGUCGGAGACUCUAGUAAACAUUCUCUUUUUCCGGCGAAUCUUAAGAUUUGGAAGUGGAAGAAUCUUCGUAAGAGAUGUUUCUCUAGAUGGUCAAGCCAAAGCAUGCUUAGUAAAGAUUAUAAUAAUGGUCGUAGUGGUAGCUCAAAUUCUUGUGAUGAAUUGGAGAGAUUCGACAAGUUUGAUGAGGAUUACAGGUCGAGCUCAUCAUCAUCAUCUUCUUCUUCUUCAUCGUCGUCGUCUUCCUCGAAAGAUCGGAGAUUGAUAAAGGCUUCCCCACGUCAAUGGCUUAGCGGUUGUCCACCUCGGAUCCCAAGAAACAAUCAUACUGCUUAUCGUUAAAAGCGCUUCUCUUUAAUCAUUGUAUUGUACCAGAUUAAUACUUAAGACAACGACACCGUGGAAAUGAAUUACAAAAAAAAUAGUAUCAGACUUCGAAAAAUUAUCCGAAUAUAGUAAAAACAUUCAUAUUUUCAUUUGGCGUCUUGUUUCUUUUUUUUUAUCUAUCAAAUCUUUUAGAAAUAUAUAAUCAACA
Camelina sativa (false flax) is the source of this 1053-nucleotide messenger RNA. RefSeq lists its product as uncharacterized. NCBI's taxonomy places the organism in Eukaryota, Viridiplantae, Streptophyta, Magnoliopsida, Brassicales, Brassicaceae. The record is from RefSeq and is a predicted model, not a curated record.